Molecule: messenger RNA, 1375 nt
Organism: Phragmites australis (common reed)
Lineage: Eukaryota; Viridiplantae; Streptophyta; Magnoliopsida; Poales; Poaceae
Product: plant cysteine oxidase 2-like
Exons: 5
Coding region: 288-1166 (292 amino acids)
Molecular function (GO): oxidoreductase activity, acting on single donors with incorporation of molecular oxygen, incorporation of two atoms of oxygen
Source: RefSeq, a predicted model, not a curated record
CCACUGGUAUGUACGCGCGCGCGGCGUCGUUGUGGACCUUCUCCCUCUCCAGCUCUCCCGGCCCAUGGUUUUUCGCCGCGGGAUCGCGUGCAUCUAGCUGUGUAUAUACGUCCCUGCUUCCCCUGCACGCUCCUUAUCCAUUUAGCUUCCUUGCUGCGCCGCAGUUUUGGUAUCGUCGGCGCGACGGGUUGUGGGAAAGGGCUGGUCUUUACCUCGCCGCAAGAUUGGAUUUUUGCAGGAUUUGGUUCUGAACGGAGGCGAAGCGUUCUCGGCGAUCGAUCGAGCCGAUGAAGGUGGAGGAGAGUGGCGGCGCGGUGGCGGCCAAGAGGCGAGGGGAGGAGGCUAGGCCCCGGGGCGAGGGCGGCGCGAGCGUUCGGCGGCGCACGAGGUGGCGCGUCCAGGCUGACGCGACCGCGCCGGCGCGGGCGCGGGCGAGGGCGACGCCGCUCCAGCGGCUUCUCGCGGCGUGCCGCGCCGCGUUCGGGGGACCAGGCACCGUGCCGGCGCCCGCCGACGUCGAUCUCAUCAGAGGCAUCCUCGACAAGAUCGGGCCUGAAGAUGUGAAUCUGAGAGCCAGGAGCAAGAUCGUCAAGGCCACGGAUGCCUAUAGCCUUCAGAGGAAUCCGACAAUAAUCACAAUGACUACCAUGUACAAAUGCAGAAACUUCUCGAUUGUGAUCUUCUUCCUGCCCCGAGGUGCUGUCAUCCCUCUCCACAACCACCCGGGGAUGACGGUGUUCAGCAAGCUGCUGCUCGGAUCAAUGCACGUCAAGUCAUACGACUGGGCCGACCCUCCCGUCGUCGUCGGCGGCUCGACCCCCGACGAUCGCCCAGUGAGGCUGGCGAAGCUGGUGCUGGACGCCGACCUCGUAGCGCCGCGCGACGCCCUGGUGCUGUACCCGGAGUCCGGCGGGAACAUGCACCGGUUCACGGCGGCCACGCCGUGCGCGGUACUCGACAUACUCGGCCCGCCGUACUCCGAGAACCGAGACUGCACCUACUACCAGGACUUCCCUUACUCCCACCAUGAUCCAAGCGCAGAUGAGACCGGCGACGUACAUGUCACGGAUGAGCAGAAGGCCCGUCUGGGAUGGCUGAAGGAGACGGUCAAGCCCCAGGAUUUGAAGAUGUACGAAGUGACAUACAGAGGACCUCUGAUGUUGUAGAAGAACUGGCCUGGUAGCAGAGAUGAGAUGAUGCAGCAGAUGCAGUACUCGCGUCUUCAUUAACAUUUCUGUAUUGCAGAUACUUCAGUUUGGUUGUGAGUGCAAAUGUCUGGACCAAUCGUCCAAUCGGUUGUUUUGUUGGUAAAUAAGUAGAUAAGUACGGGCACAGCUGGACUGUGCAUAUAUUCACUGUUCUUUUGCCCCUCUCA